AUGACGUUCACCAGUGAUGAAAUACAGGAAACUGAGAAGCCUCAGACCAUUCGGCAAACUCUUCAAAGGACACUGCAGUAUUUUGAGCAUCAAGUUAUUGGUUACAGGGAUGCGGAGAAGAACUUUCAUAAUAUAUCAAACAGAUGCUCCUAUACAGACUGCUCUGGCAAUGAAGAAACUGAAGAUGUCUCAGGAAUUCUCCAGUGUACAGCUAAUGUUCUUGGUUUGAAGUUUGAGGAAAUGCAAGAAAAGUUUGGGGAGGAAUUCUUCAAUAUCUGCUUUGAUGAGAAUGAGAGAGUUCUUCGAGCUGUAGGUGGGACCCUUCAAGAGUUCUUCAAUGGCUUUGAUGCUUUGCUGGAGCACAUUAGAACUUCAUUUGGAAGACAGGCCACCCUGGAAUCCCCUUCUUUCCUAUGCAAAGAGCUCCCUGAAGGCAAUCUCAUGCUUCAUUACUUUCACCCACAUCAGAUUGUGGGAUUUGCAAUGAUGGGAAUGAUAAAGGCAGCAGCAAAGAAGAUUUACCGCCUGGAAGUAGAAGUAGAACAGGUCACUAAUGAUAAGUUGUGUUCAGAGGGGACGAACCAAGGUAACUGCGGCUGUCUGACUUUCCUUAUCAAAGAACAUGAAAAUGCAAAUAUCACAAAAGCACUUCCACCAGGAACUUCCCAGUCCCCCUUAGACCUGAGGGUUAGCAUCAGCACCUUCUGCAGAGCUUUCCCCUUUCACCUGAUGUUUGAUCCAAACAUGCUGGUUCUCCAGCUUGGAGAAGGUCUUAGAAAGCAGCUCAGAUGUGACACUCAUAAAACUCUGAAAUUCCAAGACUGCUUCGACAUAGUUUCUCCUAAAAUCAGUGCCACAUUUGAACGAGUUCUCCUGAGAUUAUCUACUCCCUUUGUCAUUCGGACCAAACUUGAGGAUUCUGGCUCUGAAAAUAAAGAUAAG
Messenger RNA from Fulmarus glacialis (Northern fulmar), 942 nucleotides. It is a transcript of the gene GUCY1A2, whose product is annotated as guanylate cyclase 1, soluble, alpha 2. The record is from RefSeq and is a predicted model, not a curated record. The annotation marks the transcript as partial. Gene Ontology annotation, biological process: cGMP biosynthetic process; response to oxygen levels. Gene Ontology annotation, molecular function: guanylate cyclase activity; heme binding. Gene Ontology annotation, cellular component: guanylate cyclase complex, soluble. NCBI's taxonomy places the organism in Eukaryota, Metazoa, Chordata, Aves, Procellariiformes, Procellariidae. The transcript has 4 exons.